This is a messenger RNA of Malus domestica (apple), 1472 nucleotides long. RefSeq lists its product as uncharacterized. Lineage: Eukaryota; Viridiplantae; Streptophyta; Magnoliopsida; Rosales; Rosaceae. The record is from RefSeq and is a predicted model, not a curated record.
CCACGAGGCCUAUAUAUAUUAUAUACCAAGAAAUAAAAAAGAUGAGAACUUUAGUACGACCACUUGUUCGCCGGAGAAGACGAGCCAAUUGAGAACGACGGCGAUGCGUUUCCAGCUCAAACCCUAACCCUAAGAAUCGAACGAAAAACCCUAGCCUUGUUCAGCCUCUUCUCUUCUCCGCCAUUGCCACAUCUCUUCUCCGUCUUCUUCCUCUGCGAUUUUACGUCCACAACCCUAAUUUUCCGAUUGCAAUUUAGUGUGAAUUCGAUGGAAAACCUUCACAGCAACUCGAAAAUGGCGAAAUUGGACACACGAUUGUUCAGAGGGAACUUGGAGAAUGUGGACGUCAACACGCCGUUGUUCAGGUACUUGUGCGCUCAGUCUCACUCUCCGUCACUUUCUCCGACGGACACCUUGAAGCAACGUCGCCGCCACCACUCGCCGCUGUCGCCUCUGGAGAAUCUGAUGCAGAGGUCGCCGUUCUCGCCUCUGGAGAAUCUGAUGCAAAGGUCGCCGCACUCUCCUCUGCAGAAUCUGAUGCAGAGGCCGCCGCCUCCGACAGUUUACAGAACGCCGAUAGGAGCGGUGGAGAGGGAGGAGGUUUUGGUGAUGGACGGUGUUUUGGUCACCGGAGGAGGAGGGAGGAGUUCGAGGUCCGCAUCAUCAUCGGAUUAUUUGGGGAAGACGCCGUGCAAGACUGAUCUUUACAGGUCCUGGGAGGAUUCUCGAAGUUACGCUUCCAAAUACCAGUGUGCUUCUGGAAAAGAAAAGCAGCGUCCAACUCGUUGCCCUGUCAAGAACAAACCUGAGGCACAUAUAUGCAAGUCAUACACUGCCACAAGUUAUCCAUGCCCACCCAGCCCCAAGUCCCGAUUUAUCCAUCCCGUCAUGCCAUCUUCAGUUACAGAAGCAGCAGGAGCCAGAACACAAGCAGCCUCAUCGACUACACCCAAAAACGCCAUAUCAAUCCCUGCUACCACCACCAUCUGCCUGGACUGGUCACCCCAAGAUGAUGGCAUUGAGGUUGUAUUGCCGCAUUCAUCAACUGGAACACCUCCAUCAAGGGAAGAUAUAGAUUCCUACAUCAGCGACGUUCUUUGUGGUCCCACUAAAGGAAGGAGAUUACGAGUGUUUGCUGAGAUUUAUGCAGUGCAGUGAACUGAUUGGUACGGAGAAGCUUCCACCUGAGACCAAAGGUAUAAUAAUGUACAUUCCUCCGAUUUCUUCCUCAAACAAACCCGGUUCCUUUCAGUCUCAACUUUUUUUCGACUCGCUGCUCGUAUUGUAGUACGGAACAGGAUUAGAUUGAGCACGAAUUCUUGUCAACGAAAUACUUGUUGACGGGGCAUUAUCGAUGCUGUUACCACAGUACACUGUAUAACAUUGGAUGAUAUUAGCUAUAAAAACUUCAUAUUCCCAGUGUAAUUACACUUUGUGAAAACUAAUUGGUUUUCUAGGCCAUAUUUGUUAAA